Messenger RNA from Durio zibethinus, 2301 nucleotides. RefSeq names its product E2F transcription factor-like E2FF. NCBI's taxonomy places the organism in Eukaryota, Viridiplantae, Streptophyta, Magnoliopsida, Malvales, Malvaceae. Gene Ontology annotation, biological process: regulation of transcription by RNA polymerase II. Gene Ontology annotation, cellular component: RNA polymerase II transcription regulator complex. Gene Ontology annotation, molecular function: RNA polymerase II cis-regulatory region sequence-specific DNA binding; DNA-binding transcription factor activity, RNA polymerase II-specific. The record is from RefSeq and is a predicted model, not a curated record.
UUUGAAUUCGCGGGACCGGGGUAGAAGCCUACGUAAAAGAAAACCAGAUCUGGAUUCACAUUUGAAUUCCCAAAUCCGCCAACCAAAUUUUCUCUCUUUUUCUUUCUCGUUCCCACAAACCAAACAAGAACAAGAUACGACUUUUCUUUAUACACUUUCUCUUCCCUCGAUUCUCUGUUUGUUUCUCGGGAAAACAUCCAUGUCUUCGUUUGUUUCUCGAGAAUCUGAACCUAAUUCACGAACUCUUUACUGCCGUAAAGAGAAAUCUCUGGGCCUUUUAUGCUCCAAUUUCUUGGCGUUGUAUAAUCAUGAUGGUGUUCAAACGAUUGGACUCGACGAUGCCGCAUCAAAAUUAGGGGUGGAACGACGUCGUAUUUAUGAUGUAGUGAAUAUAUUGGAGAGUAUUGGAGUGGUGGCAAGAAAGGGGAAGAAUCAAUACUCAUGGAAGGGUUUUGGAGAAAUUCCCAGGGUUUUGGAGAAGCUCAAGGAAGAGGCAGUGAAACAGAAUUUCUGUUUUUCAGGUUGCAACAAAUCAUUAAGGGUCUCAGAUGAAAAUGAAAGUGGAGUGUCCUUAAAUUUGAAGAUUGAUGGGCAAGAUAAUCCUUCAGAAUCAUCAAAACAUAUUGAUACCAAACGAGAAAAAUCUCUUUGGCUUAUUACGCAGAACUUUGUCAAGCUUUUCCUUUGCUCAGAAGCUGAAAUGAUCACCCUUGAUAGUGCUGCGGUUGCUUUGCUGGGUGAUGCCCACGAUUCAACUGCUAUGAGAACAAAAGUUAGACGGCUGUAUGACAUUGCCAAUGUGUUUGCUUCUAUGAAUUUAAUUGAGAAGACCCACCAUCCUGAGAGCAGGAAACCGGCAUUUAGGUGGCUGGGAUGGGGAGCCAAACUUCAUAAUGGAUCAAAGACAGCUUUGGUUUUGAAUGAAUCAAAGAAGAGGGUGUUUGGGACGGAGAUUACAAACCACAGUUUAAAGAGAACGAAGGCAAACUCCUCAGUUCAUCAGAAGUCACAACAGAAGGAAAAUAUUGCAACGCAUAAUAAGCACGAGAGUAUAGAAUAUGAUCAUGAAAUAUAUAAACUGGAGCAGCAUUCGAAGCAGAGCUCCAAGGGUUUUGUAUUUGGUCCUUUUACUCCUGCAGGAAUGCCCUCAGGAAACAAAAAUGUGAGACCAGUUCGGGACUGGGAGAGCCUUGCUUGUACUUACAAACCUCAGUAUCUUAAUCAAGCCCUUAGUGACCUUUUUGCUCAUUACAUGGAAGCAUGGAAGUCUUGGUAUGCUGAAGUUGCUGGAAAAGAAGAGAUUCAUUUAAGUUCCUGAUCCCCCUCUCAGGUUCUCUAACUCAAGAUGACCAAGUAAUACACAUGUUCAAAAUGGAACGCAACAUUUUUACAGGUAUAUGACACCUUUGUUGGAUGUAUUUUCUCGAUCCAACCCUUCCCGGUAACCAUAACCUUUCGCUUGAUACAUUCCUUAAUUCCCUCUCUGAGCUUCAAGCUCUUCUACAUUUUUCUUCUUUUCUUGUUUAGAAUCUUGAACAUGUAAUAAGUUCCUGAAUUGCUGAUUAAAGAUAGAAGAAAUUAUUAUGAAUUUGAAGGGUUUUUUGGUUUCAUCAGUAUCUAUUAAUCAGUUUUCUGGUUUCUAUAAAAGGCAAAGAAAGUCAUGACUGCUUCUAUUUGCAACCUGUUAUUGAUCUUGUCCACUCGUUUUUCCAUUGAUUUCCUCCCUUGUCUGAAAUUACCAGCUAAACCCUCAACAUAAUUACAGGGUUCCCUGUUAAAAGCUAUCACAUCAUUGUUUCUGUUAACAUCAUGGUGCAUUUGUCCUAACCGGACCGAAUAAUCCUUAUCUUUUCAAGGGCUUAUAUCAGGAUUCAUUUUCAAGUCUUUAUCAUCAUAUAUCUAAUUGGUGAGGGGACCCAUUGGUGGUGAAUCCUGAUGUUGCACCAAAAUCAUUAAUUCGAAGUUUGACUAAAUGACCAACUUUUUUUUUUGUUGUGAAGUGAAAAUGUUUUUGUAAUCUUUCAUUGUUUUCAUAUCAAGAUGAAACCAACCAUUAAUGAGUUAUUCCAUUUGACGUCAGAGAUGUGGUUGCAAGAAAUAUCCUUUGCUUCCCCUCUCAGUAAGCAUAUAUGCCAAAGAAAACUUCUCUACUCACCAACAUUUUCUCACGCUUGAAAGGAUUAAUUAAUUUUAUAUUUCGGCAUCAUGGUGAGCGUUAUUCUCAUUGUUUCAUAAUUACAUUUUAUAAUUGGACUUUCAAGUCAUUUCCCUCUUCAAAUUAUCUUUUAAUUUAUUCAUCAA